AUGGCUUCUUCUUAUUAUGCUAAUACACCUUCUUCUGCUAAUUCACCUUCUGCUAAUAUACCUUCUUCGGCUAAUUUACCUUCUUCGGCUAAUUCACCUUCUUCUGCUAAUUCACCUUUUUCGGCUAAUUCACCUUCUUCUGCUAAUUCACCUUCUCAUACACCUUCCACUAAUAUAUCUUCCACUAAUACAUCUGUCCCAAUCAUAUUGAUAUUUAAUCAAUUAAAAAUAUAG
Dentiscutata erythropus is the source of this 234-nucleotide messenger RNA. NCBI's taxonomy places the organism in Eukaryota, Fungi, Glomeromycota, Glomeromycetes, Diversisporales, Gigasporaceae. The record is from the annotation of a GenBank genome assembly.